UCAGGGAAGCCGGGUGAAUCUUGUCAAAAUGUCUAAAGUUACAUUCAAGAUCACUCUGACCUCGGAUCCAAAACUGCCGUAUAAAGUUCUUAGCGUACCAGAGGCGACGCCUUUCACAGCAGUACUCAAGUUUGCUGCAGAAGAGUUUAAGGUACCAGCUGCCACCAGUGCCAUCAUAACCAAUGAUGGGAUCGGAAUAAAUCCGGCUCAGAGUGCUGGAAAUGUAUUUUUGAAACAUGGAUCAGAACUGAGACUAAUACCCAGAGAUCGAGUCGGAUCUAUAGGAAAAUGAAAAUAUCUCUUUAACUUUAGGCUUAUUUGAAUUGGACAAUAGAUAUCUCCAGUGUCAAUCAUUGACUGAAAUAAAUGAUGUUGGAGAUUGGAUGAAGUCAAUAACUUGGUGAUAUGCACACUUUUCACCCUUUCAAAGUUCAAACCAUCUUGGAUUUUAGCAGAGUAAUCAAAAGAGAGACUGAAUUAUUGUACUACCUUCAUCAGGAAAGAAUCUUUGACACAUCAGUGAUCUUACUACCUGCUCCAGGAAAGAAUCUUCAACAUGUCAAUGGUUUCCCAAAGUAUAAAGCACAAUUUAAUAUACAAAGAAAGUACAAAAAAAAGAAAAAAGAAAAAAAAAAAGCAAAACAGUGAUAGAACAAACAAUUAAUAUAUAGAGUAACUUACAGGAGUUUCUAUUUAUAAAUUCGG
Molecule: messenger RNA, 705 nt
Organism: Ylistrum balloti
Lineage: Eukaryota; Metazoa; Mollusca; Bivalvia; Pectinida; Pectinidae
Product: ubiquitin-fold modifier 1
Exons: 5
Coding region: 29-292 (87 amino acids)
Biological process (GO): protein K69-linked ufmylation
Cellular component (GO): nucleus; cytoplasm
Source: RefSeq, a predicted model, not a curated record